CAAGAUUGUUGACACUUGUGUGUGCGACUCAUCACAGCCACGCCUGUCUCUUCCCCUCCUGGUCUUGCGGCGCGGGUGGACUUGGCAUUCGCUCUUCGCACGGAAGCUCUGCCAUCCUCCCCGAUCCUUUCCCUCGCGAAAUCCCAGCGCCGAGAUGUCAUUCUUUAACACCUCCGCCGCACAGCCGCAGCAGCAGCAGCAGGCGCCGACGCUCAACCUGUUCACGAAUACCGCUGGGAACAACGCGAACAACAACAACAACAAUGCAGGCACGAAUAUAUUUGGAACGAGUAACACGGGCACGACUGGGACAGGCCUUUUUGGGACUGGCGGAGGCGCAGCGACGGGCACAAGUAUCUUCGGUGCCAACAACAACAACAAUAACAACAACGCGCCAGCGCCGGGUGCAGGGACCGGAAUCUUUGGUGCGGCUGUUGGAGCAGGUGCGGGAACUGGGACGGGCCUCUUCGGCGCCAGCAACACCAGCAACGCGCCAGCGACGGGCACAGGGACGGGCACAGGGAUCUUUAGUAGCGGUGGUGGUGGCAUUUUCGGCAACAACAACACGGCAAAUGUCAAUACCAACGUCAACAACAACGCAACAGCACCAGGGACAGGGCUCUUCGGCGCCAACACGGCCGCACCCGGCACGACUCCAGCGCUCGGCGGUGGGCUCUUCGCCAACAGCGCAGCAAAGCCCGCGACGGGACUCUUCGGCAGCAGUACGACGACGCAGCCCACCCCGGGGACAGGGCUCUUCGGUGCCAGCACUGCGGGCACUCAGCCAGCGGCGGGGACGAGUAUCUUUGGCACGUCGAGCGCGCAGCCUGCCGCGGGCACGAGCACGGGGACGGGGACAGGGAUGUUUGGCGGCAGCGGGAUGUUCGGAGCUAAGCCACUUGGGGCGACACAGUCUGCCGGGCCAUUUGGAAACGCGUCCACAAACAAUCUGGCUCCACCACAACAAAAUGCGCUCACCACUUCUGCCCUCGGCGGCGGCGGCGGGACGGUGGACGAGGGGACGCGUCUUCAAGCGCGCAUCGAAGCAUUGUAUCAAGCGUGGAAUCCUAGUUCCCCACAGUGCCGAUUCCAGUAUAUCUUCUACAACCGAGUCGACGCGGGCCGGAUUGCGCAGUACGGGCGACCGCAGAAUGCGCUGAACGAGACGGUCUGGGCGCGAGCUGUCCGAGAUAACCCCGAUCCAGCUACCCUGGUGCCCGCGCUCGCAACGUCCUUCGACGAUCUGAGACAGCGCGUCGACGCCCAAGGCACGCAGGCGGCGGGCCAGGCGAAGCACAUGGAGGAGAUCCAAAAGCGCCUGGCGACGCUGAUAACACACCAAGCGCAGAACCGCGCCCGGCUUGCGAAGGUCUCAGGCGAGCAGGUGCACCUCCUGCAGCGCAUCAUGGCGCUCGUGACGCAUCUGCAUCUGCUCAUCCCUGCGCUGCGCUCAUCUGGCCUGCGCGCGGAGGAGGAGACCGUGCGCGGGUGGCUCGACGAGCUCCGAGACGAGCUGGGACUGGGGGCUGCGAACGGGAAGGGGAACGGGUCUGGCAGACUACGCGGAAAGCUGGGCGAGCUGUGGGCCCUGGUCGGUGCCUUGGGCGCUGCGGCGGGUCGGAAUCAGGCCGGAGGUGCCGAGUGGAAGGUCGUUGACGAGGACGGGCUGGCACGGAUCGCGAUGGUGCUUUCUGAGCAGCAGGCCGGGCUCCAGCACCUCACGAAGAUCCUGCGCAAAGAUCUGGCGGAUCUGGCGGUCGUGUACAAAGAUGCGGACAUUUUGGCCGGUUUGUAAUCCUAUGUGUGAGUUCCCUCGUUGCGGAUAUGCGUGUACCUCGGGUGUGCGCAGAGGAAACAAGAUCUCAUUGCGAGCAAUCAAUACGACAAGUAAU
Molecule: messenger RNA, 1892 nt
Organism: Mycena citricolor
Lineage: Eukaryota; Fungi; Basidiomycota; Agaricomycetes; Agaricales; Mycenaceae
Source: the annotation of a GenBank genome assembly